Molecule: messenger RNA, 9047 nt
Organism: Pocillopora meandrina
Lineage: Eukaryota; Metazoa; Cnidaria; Anthozoa; Scleractinia; Pocilloporidae
Source: the annotation of a GenBank genome assembly
AUGGCGGACGUUGAGGGAAAGUUGUGCAAUGAAGUAAAUGUUGCUGAAAGCAAGCGGGCCGGUAAAAGGAAAGCAAAACAAGCUACAAAGAAACAAAGAAAGGUCUGCUUUACUUAAAUCUUAUACAUACAUACAUGUAUGACAUAGAUAUCAUUGAUAUGGGAAAAAAAAACGAUAAAUACUGUCAGUAGAUAGCCUGAGAUGAGAUUAUGUUAAGAUUACCAUCUUUGUUUUGAGUAAGAGCCGGCGGCAGGGUUCUCCUUAUCAGGCGGUAACUGGUAAAAUUUACCGCUUGCAAGAGCACUUAUUACCGCUGCUGAGCUUUACAAGAAUUUUAGGGGUAAACAAAACAAAGGUUACGUACUAGCGAUGGAAAACAUAUUCUGGCACAUCCAGCCAAUUGCCAGAAAUAACCGCCUCGAUAGCUCUACAAUUGCUGGCUGUAUAACAAACACAUGGGGACAAAGCUAGUCUUCAUCAUGUAAUUCUACUUGAAAUGUGUUUCAGACAAUGGUUUGAAAGAAGCCUUGAAAUAAAAUCUCUCAGCACUGUAAAAGUUCUGAAUUUGAGACGAUUAGAACACGAAUUCAGCUAUUCAAUGUGAUUUGAUUUCAUAGCGAUGCAAUUCGUAGCUGACACUCCUGAUUUUCCAGCAAUAUACCAUGUAAGUGAUGCCAAAGAUAUCACCUGAAAUCAAAGGGAGACCAGUUUACAUCAUAAGCAGUUUGGAAAGGGCAUAGUCAAACAUAAUGCUUUUAAACAAAAUUUUACUUUGUUUUGUUCAACCUCUGAACCUAAAGGUGUAUCGUUCACAUUAUUGAUUUUUCGCUGGAAAAUUUUUGACAGGCACAAUGUACUGUAUGCUUCAGGAAAUGACAAAGUUGAGAAUGAUCAGUCACCUGAAGCUGCAAAUGUGCUUAACUGGUUUGAAAAGGUCCCUCACCUGUUGUGCUGGAAACUAGGGAGAACCCUGUAAGAGCUGUUUGUUUACCUAAGUAUGUGUCUCUGAGUCAAGAAGAACUGACUCCACAUCCCGUUUUCUGUCACCUGGAAGUAUGGAGCUUCUAAAAAUUUUCAAACAGUUAAAAGAUUAUUUAUAUUAAUCCCAGGCUACUCAGGCAAGGAAAGUUACAAACAGUGGGGUAAUGGGUUUUUAAAAACAAUUUUUCUGUGAAUUUGAAUUAUCUGGCUCACUGUAUUUUGAUUCAGGCUCCAAUGCCAGAGGGUAUGGUUUUAUGAUUAUGCAUUGAUGUACUUUGUAUAAUAACAGUCAGUGACUUUGUAUUCUUAAAUUUGGUUAUAUUUUCCAUAAAGUUUGAAUUUUAUUUGCAGUCAUGAUUUUUCUUUUGCAGCUGCAAUAUUUGGCAGGGGCUGAUCAACUUUAAUUCUGUUUUGGCAAAAUUUAGACUCAAAAGCAUAAACCAAAGGUCUUAAGUCCUUUAUUUGGCUUUCUUCUCCCCCCUUAUGACAUUCAAGUUAAAGGAGGAGGUGUUCAAUACAUAUUGGAUUCAUUUCUAGCUGCAACAUGAUUGAUUAUUCUUAACUUGGUUUGAAGCACAUUCACCUUGUUAAUUCAGUUGAUUUACAAUUGAAUAAUCUCCCCAUUUUCUCAUUGAUUUUGACAGUGUAGUAAGUAUAGCCGUAUUAUUUUCUGGUCACUUUCUUUAAUUUAGAAAGCUAUCAAAGUUGAAAAAAACACCAAGAGUGCAGGAUUUGAUAAAGAAAUAUUCCUUGAAACCACAUGUUUUGUAAGAAAUGGUGAGUAUUAAAUACAGUCUUGACUGAUUAUGCAAUGGAGGGCUUACUGUUGUUUCUGGCCAUUGAUGUCUCAAUCAGUUGAAAGUUUUAACUUCCCUUUCAGCAACCCAUGGGUAUUUGACUGUCGUCUGUGCCUGAGAGGUGGGGAAUUUGAAAGGAAUCGUCAAGUCUUUCUAUCAGAAUACAUGUGUUUUAUCUUUUGAUAUGGAGGUCUUUUUAGGUGAAUAGUUCACUUUCAUGAGCCAUAGACUCAGAGAAAAAGGUCUAUGCCAAGGUCUUGGUUAUUGUCCGGAAAGUCACAGUUGGUGAUUUUGCCUUUUACAUGAAAAAUUGACUAUUAACCCUUUUCACCUUAACAUCAGUAUGCAUAUUCUCUAUUCUGUUCUAUAUACAUUUCCUAAGAUUCUGAAAAGGAGAAUUUGUUUAAUAGGGAAGAGUUUUUUUAGUUGUUGGCAUUUGAACACAAUUUUGGUGCAGGGGGGUGGAAAUUUAAAUGAAUUUUAAACACUAGGUGAAACAUAGUGGUCAGAUUGCUUGCACCAGUGGAUAAACUGCAUCUUGAAAACAAGACUGUGGUGAAAAUCAUGAAAGAAAUAGCUCUUUAGGCCACAAAUUUAGAGACAAAUUAGGAAUUAUUAUUUGAAUGCUAUUGUUUGGAAUCUAUUUUGUUGGAAUGUGGGUAUUACAUGUAUGUUCAGGACUCCUCUUAAACUUUUUCCAUAGUUUGAUUUAAUGAUCACACCGUCAGUAAUACUAUUAGGUGUUUCUUUGAAUCUAGAUGUAUAUAACCUGGGCUUUGAAUCUGUAGACCAAAUUUUUCUGUUGUAGAUAUUAAUCUCUGGAGUUAUUGCCUUUACUUUGUGUGUUUUAGGUUUGCGAUGUGUCUAUCCUUAUUAUUUCACUUUCACUACCUUCUGCAAGGGACGCUGGGUAGGCCGUAGCUUGAUUGAUGUGUUUAAAGAAGAAUUUCGUUCUGAAACACAGGAAUACUAUGUGAGUAUUGAAUAUUGGAUGCACCUCUUUUAAAACCAGUGUCAGUAACAAUGGUAUGAUCUCAGUGAGCCCAUAAUACAUAUUUUGAUCAUUGAGCGGCAAUUACUGGUAAUUAAUUUUCUCAGUGAUUCCUUGUCUCCUGUAAGACUACAGUCUAUAUCAUCCCUCCCUAAUUGUCUGUGUGUGGCUUGAGCACUCUGAUAAUUCUUGUUACCAACACUCUAGCAUCCUUUACAAAAAUUGCAAGGAUUCAGUUUAGACAUACACAUACUCCUUUCAUUUCAACUGAAACAUAACUCUCUUUGAAAAACAAUUUUAGGAUUACUGAGUUGUUUUUUGGAAUCAUAAUUUAAUGCUGUAGCUUUGUUCUUUUGAUUGUUUAUUCCUUUCUCUUUUGCACAUUUACAGUGUUCCUGUGUUUUACAUUUUGUUCAUGUAUUUCUAGGGCUUUCUUUAAACUAGAUUAUCAUUAAAGAGAAGCAGAAGAGAGAUCACAUUAGCCUUUGAAUAAAUGUACUUUUAUCAAUUUUUCUAACAGGAGAAGGCAAUAAAAGCUGGAAAAAUAACAGGUUUGAAGUCAUUUAUUUCUCUUUUGAAGUCUGUUGAAUUAAGUGUCUCCACCUAUAGUAAUAACAAAGUAAUAGUUACUACUAUUUCAUUGACAACUGGUCAAAAUUUACCACAACUCUAGUAAAUAUCAUUAUGUAAAAGGGAAAGGGACAGUUUCAUCAAGGAGACAUUUACUAUCAACAGUUUUGCCAUUUAAAACAACAUGUAUUUGUUUGCUAUAGGAACCUUUUAGGAACACUGAACUGUACAGUGUACACUAGCUUAUGAUGAAGGUGAUUGGCUAGUAGAGGAAAUAAAUGGGGGAAGCUAGGGUCUCAAAUCCUUUUUCAGUGUCUGCUCAUAUGUUCUACAAACCUUUUAAGUUUUAUAUAACACACAUUUUUCCACUGUCUUCCUGCAGUGAAUGGUGAAAUAACACUUCAAAGUAAAAUUCUUAAAGACAAUGAUGUGAUUUGCAACAAAGUCCACAGGUUUGAUUUUUGCAUCCUUACUUUUUUCACUUUAUUCCUCUCUGUUUCCUAUAAAUUUUGAUUCUCAUAAUUCUAUAUCUGUUUGUCUAUUGAUUGAAUACUCAUAAUGAUUUUUAUUUUCAACAGACAUGAACCUCCUGUGACAGGGAAUCCUAUAAAGAUAAUUGCUUUAACAGAUGAAGUUGUUGUUCUUGAUAAACCCUCUUCAGUUCCGGUGUGAAUAAAUUCUCUUUUGUGGAAAAAUUUGUUUUAUUUUUAGAUAAACUUAUGGAGAACCACAGGGAAACUUUGUUUACUUUAUAAAGUAGAUAUCCUACAGAUUACAGACAACCCAUGUUGAUAUGCUUAAUUGUUAUAUAGAAACUACAAUAUAUGCUCCUGAAUUUGAAAAUUUUACAAGGAUUUAUGUUGCAUCAAUCUUCAUUUUCUAAAUUUCAUAAUCACUGUUAAAGUGGCUCAUUGUAUUCCGCAACCUUUAUUUCAAAUGUUUGGCCCCCAAUUCUUGACACUUUCUUUCUUUGUAUUUUGGUCUUUGUAUUUUGUGUACUGUGUUUUAAAAAAGCAGGUGUUUUAUCAGUAUAAAGGAUGUUUAAAGUGGUGAGACUGUGCAUGCUUCCCUCCACAACUACAUGUGUAGGUUAAGGAAAAAUUCCAGGAAUAUUGUUCAUGUCAGGGAAUUUAUAAUGAUCUUCAGAAAUCAAUUCUGUUUCUCUUGACUCAAAGAACUAUUUUUUGUGUUUGUUUGUGUACAAUUUCCUCUAUGUUUGAAUUUGAAGACAUUUUUCUUAAAUUUCCCAUAUGAAAGAGUGAUUGAAUGAAUUGGCAUUAAUUUCAAAUGCAUUGGUUAAGACAAGCAUUACUUCUCUUUAACAAGGUAUAAAUAAUAACAGUUACCUUGAAUAGGCUGAAUUGCUUAUAUAUAUUUCACAGUUAUAAAAUGCUUAGAUCCAUGGAGGCAAUUAAUAAAACUUAACUGUUUGAUCUUACAUUGCUAAUAUGAUCCCAAGGUACAUCCCUGUGGAAGAUACAGGCACAACACUGUUGUGUUUCUUCUUGGAAAGGAGUUUGGAUUGAAAAAUCUUUUUAGUAAGUUUUUACCAUAAUGAUGUAGUCAGUUUGUGGGUUGUUUUAUUAUAUUUUGUAGUUAGCACAUUCUGACAUUAAGAAAUGCAAUGACAACUGUUUAUGUGAAGAUUAUAACUGUUUCCAAUGUUACUUUGCUUCCUUUCUCACAGCAAUCCACCGUAUUGACCGUCUCACUUCAGGAAUUUUGAUGUUUGCAAGGUCUGUGCCCAUACUAAUUUUAGAUCCUGAUAACUUAGAGUGUAUGCUAUAAAAUUGGGGUGGUAAGUCCCCCUUCCCCCUUUGGCCAGCUAUUUCCUUUAAUAGAACUACUUUGCAUUAAAUAGAGAACAAGAAGAAGACAGUGGGAUGAUCUCUUGCCAAUAAAUUUAAUGAUGUGAAAAUGAAAAUUAUUGAUUAACAUUGACUGUGUAAUCGAACUGAUUGACAACUUUCUUUUCUAAUGUUGAUUAAAUAAACUAUUUGCAACAUUACUGCAAUAAGAUUUCACAAGAGGGGUUCUUUGGAAGAAUGCCAUUUAGGGCAUUUUUACAAAGGGGAGGGGGAUUGUAUCCUGUGGCCCAGGCUCACAAGCAGGGUUUUUUGGUUUUUAACCAAAAAGUCUGUGCAUUUCCUUAUUAUAAGUUGAAAGGAUGCAGGUAUUAAGUUGAAAUUAUGUGAUCUCAUGUGAUCAAGGUCUUGGAGAAGAGAGUGCUCUUGCCAUGUUAACAAUGAAUGGCCAGUUGCUUGAAUGCAGAAAUGUGUUAUCAACUUAUUGAAAUGUAAUGCAGAAGUUUUGAUUCUUAUAUUGAAAAGUGAUAAGAGCCACAUUUUUAAUAUAUAUAUGUAUAUAUAUAUCUUUGUAUUUUCUUGUAAUAAUUAUCAUGAUUAUGCAAAAAAAAAAAUCACCAUACAAUCUUUGUUGUGGUUUGACAGAACACUGUCAAAGGCUCAAGAGCUUGAGAGUCAAGUGAGAAACAGACAAAUAGGGAAGGAAUACAUAAGUAGAGUGCAAGGAGAAUUUCCAAGGUGAUGUGCUUUCUUUUUUAAUGAAGAGAGGCAUUGUUUUGAUUCAAGACCUAGUCUUCCACACAUUUAUACAGAACUGCAUCUUCAUUUGAAAGAAGACUCAAUAAUAUGCUCUAGACAAAUUGGUGGCAUCCAAAGUUGAAUUUUUAACACAUGUGAAGACAAUUUUCUUAUGGCCUGGACACACUUUCAAACCUUAGAACAAAGUUGUAAGGAAAUUUUUGAUGAAUUUUUUUAUUAGCACAGUUAAAAAUUAUAUGAUCUCUGGAGCAAACUUCUCUUUGAAAGAGGGGAGGAGCAAAAGCUUAGGGAGUAGAAAGGAAAUAUCUUCUGAGAGGAGGGAUGCACUGCCUGGCUGAAAAAAGCAAUAGAAAGUCUGAAGGGGAAGUGUAAGAGAAGUGAACUGCAACAGGGAGAUCUGAUAUCACAUGCCCUUUUCUAGUCCAAGGUUAUUUCUGCAUCAUUCUUUACGUCAUAUUCAGCUUCAGAGUGUAACUCCAUGUACCAAUACAUGGAUCUUAAAACAGUGUAAGUUCUCAAUUGAUAUUCAAAUAGAAAGGUCAUUUUUCACCUCAUAUCAUCAAUUGUUAAGGUUAAGUGAUUGCUUAGACAGAGAAGUUUUAAACGUUCACGUUAUGUUUUCAGUGAGGAAGUCCUAUGUGAGGAGCCAAUAAAAGUUGUUUCACACAAGAUUGGUGUGUGUCGAGUGAGUAAAAAUGAGGGCAAGCCGUGUAAAACUGUUUUCAAAAGGCUUACCUAUGACGGAAAGACAAGUAUUGUGAAAAGUAAGUAAUACUUGUGCAAAUAUACCAAGUAAUGUAUUUAGUUUUUUCUAAGAGCUGAAUUGUUCAAAAGUUCAUUUACCUCUUCAUUUAUAGAAUAGGAAUGAAAGCUACUAUAAAAAUUUUCUUUGAAUUGAAUAUCGUCAUCAAUACAAAAUUACUCAGAACCCGAGUGUUUAUAGUUCAGUUACAGCCAAAUAGCCUAUUAGUAAACAGACUUGUUACCCACCGGUAUUGAUUAAACAACCCAGAAAAUUGAUAAGUUAAUUUCACAACUUCAAAUUUACUUCUGUUAAAUUGUGGUUGGUGAGGAUUUUCUUUUGUUUAGUAAAAACUGUUUUUGCCCUUGGCAAAUCGACUUCCUCUCUAAACUGUUAUCACGCUGAAGGAGUUAAUCUCUAAAAAACCUGGUUGCGAUGGCUCGUUUCUACUAAAUCCUACAAUUAAUUCAAGUUAAAUGGGCUGUAAACGCUUUGAUGUGUUGUGAAGGUUAGUUCUGGGAAGAUAUGGGCAUUCACCAACUCACUUGACUGCACCACUUACUACAUGUUUAUAGUCCCCCACUCCUUUUUUUUUCAUAAAUGUUACGGAAAGAGUAUUUGUUGUUGUUGUUAGGUGUUCCACAUACAGGCAGGAUGCAUCAAAUCCGUGUUCAUCUUCAGUGGCUUGGUUAUCCAAUUGUAAAUGAUCCAAUAUACAACCAUCAGUCGUGGGGACCCCACAGGGGUAAGGGUGGGGUGUCAGACCACCUGGUCCAGCAGGUAACAACUACCUUUUUUUAGGUCAAUCCUUCGUUUGAUAUAUAAAGUAUACUGAAUAUUUACUUAGUGUAUGACCCAUUGAAAGACAGACAUAUGGAUGGCAUCAUCUUCGAUAAAGUUUUUUCCUUUUAAUGUAUAUGUAAAACAAGCAGGUUCCUGUUCAAUGCUACAGUACUCGGUUUUAUUUUGUUACUUCUAAGACGUCCUAUGUAGUAAGGACAUCAGUGACACCCUCGCCUACGGCUCGUAGUGCAUUUUAACGUCAGUGAUCUAUGACUGAAUAGAUGAACUUCAUCAUGGAAUUAAUAGAAAUUACCAGUGAGUGAAAAAGGUCUUUUCGAGUGCUUGAUGAUGAGUUCCUAGGAUUGGCGCAAUUUGCGAGGACAUUUUUUUCCAACUUUUUCUCGUGAUUUCCAUUGGUAGUACAAUUCUGCUGGGAUAGAAAUUCAGGAACGUAAUUCAACCGUUCUUGUGCUUUUUUCACAUCACAAAUGGCCUCUAAUUUCAUAGUAUUGUUUUUCUUGGUACUAUAGGUGAUAGCCGAGCUUUCUAAAUCUCCAAACAUUGUAAACACUGAGAGCGGAACCUUUCGUGAAGAUGACCUCUCGCGUCAACAUCAACAAAACUCGACCAAUGUGAAACACGAAGCAGUCACUAUCGUUGAAAAUGAAUCACUGAAGCCAGUCUGCACCGGAUAUAAAGAUAUUGUCCCUGGGGAAUCCCAGUCUUGUAAAGAAACAGAUGAGAAAAACACAGAACUGUAUUAUGACAAAGACUGUAGUGAAUGCCAGAUACAGAGGAGAGAUCCAACUUCUGAUGAACUCACCAUGUGUUUACAUGCUCUCUCUUACAAGGUGACUCACUAGAAUGCGCCUAAUCACCUGCUAGCCUUUUUUGUUACUAAAGUUUAUUUUUUAUGGAGGACUAAAAGCACUUCAGGAUUCCGUCUUUCUCCUUGAUAUUGGGGUUUCAUUUGCGAAAGAGAUCGUCAUUUUCGUGAAUCGAAUGUAGCAUCAUUUUGUUUGUUUUUUUUUUCAUAUCUUGUUCUUUCAAAUCUAUUUGGGUCGUACUUGGGCGAAAACUGCAGGUGGCUUGGAUUUGAAUUAGUCUCGAAAUUUCCUUUUAACUUCAGUGUUGCUUCUUGGUUCGGAUGUACGUGUAUACCGCUAGAAAUCAACUAAGUAAGGUUUCUCUUCUUACCUAUGCAUUGUGUUUAUCUUAGGGGCCAGACUGGGAAUUUAAGACAGACCUGCCAAGUUGGGCUAAAGAAGGAGUCAACUUUUCUGAAAUCAGGCAAAACAUGGAGCGGAAUUGAACUUUUAAGCUGAUUAGGGUCGAGAGGAGGGAAAAAGCAUUCCUCUUUCAAGACACGAAGCAUGAGCUUGUGCUUGAUGGCACACGACUUGAUUUGUACCAAGAUGGCUGUUCAGGAAAUUGAAACCCUUUCUUAGUUAUAAUUAAACGUCACGCUCAUGUCCACGAAUUUAAAGUUUUCAUUAAAAUAGUCAUAGCAGUAGAGAAUUUAGCCAACACCAUAGAGAUGGUCGCUGGUUGUUGCCCACUUGAAUCUAUGAGAAAUUUAAAGGAAAAAGUCUUAAUGACGAAUAUUUUGUAAGGAGGCU